AUGGCUCCCACUCGAACUCAAUAUCGACUGGUGCAGGCCAUUCCCCUGAUCCCCGUGGGCAUCGCAUUUUUUACGUCCUUUAUUCUACCUGAAACACCCAGAUACCUAGCCUCGAAACAACGACACGAGGAGGGUCGUUCUGUCUUGGCUCGUCUCCGCGGUAAAGAUAUCAACGAUCCCGCCAUCAAAGAGGAAUUCGCAAUCAUUAAUGAGCAGGUGCGCACCAAGGCCGCGGACCUGGCUUCCGUUUCCUACUGGUCGGCCUUCAAAGAGACGCAGAUUAACCCCAAUUAUCGCCAGAGAUUCUGGCUCCUAAUGGCCAUGCAGACCAUUGGGCAGUGGACUGGCGGCAACGGCAUCACCUUUUACAUUUCCACUAUUUUCCAGUAUGCCGGUGUGACGGGGAACUCCACUUCGCUUAUCUCCUCGGGCGCAUACGGUAUUGUCAAGUUGGUCUUCACCAUGGCCUUCACGUGGGGUCUGAUUGAUUACUUCGGCCGACGUCGCUGCACCCUCUCCGGCCUCACAUUACAGCUCGCAGCUCAUAUCUACAUGGGUAUCUACAUGGGUCUGCAGCCCGGUUCAAGCCACAAUAGAUCCGCCUCGGAUGCAGCCAUUGCCUCUGUUUUCAUCUACGCCGUGGGCUGGUCCAUCGGCCUAUGCACCAUGCCGUACCUCUACGGGACGGAGAUCUUCCCCACGCGCAUUCGCAAUAUCAACUAUGCCCUCAGCAUGUCGCUGCAUUGGUUUUUCCAGUUUGCCGUGGUCCGCGUCACACCCAACAUGUUUGUCUCCUUUAAUGUCUGGGGUGCCUAUCUUUUCUGGGCCGUCAUUUGUUUCCUGGGUCUCGUCAUCCUGGGCAUCUGGAUGCCUGAGACGAAGGGUGUGCCCAUCGAGCGUAUGGGAGAGCUCUUUGAAGGCCCGUGGUAUCUCCGUUGGAAAGCACGGCUCAGGCCGGACUAUUCCCCUUAUCCGUCAUCUCAUUCCAACGCUACUCACUCGACUAGUACUCAGCCUGACUUAGAGACUCCGAAAUCAGCUUGGCAGUCUUAA
Aspergillus tanneri is the source of this 1053-nucleotide messenger RNA. RefSeq names its product putative MFS quinate transporter. Gene Ontology annotation, biological process: carbohydrate transport; transmembrane transport. Gene Ontology annotation, cellular component: membrane. The record is from RefSeq and is a predicted model, not a curated record. Lineage: Eukaryota; Fungi; Ascomycota; Eurotiomycetes; Eurotiales; Aspergillaceae. The transcript has a single exon. Gene Ontology annotation, molecular function: carbohydrate:proton symporter activity. The coding region runs from base 1 to 1053 and encodes 350 amino acids.